AUGACUGAUAUUACCAACUUUGUUGCCGCAUUUACUAAAGCCGAGCAAAUUUACUUGGAUAAAUUAGACAUUUUAAAUUCGAAAUUGUCUCCGCUUUGGGUAGAAGAAAAAUCGGGUGCAACCGACUUUACUGACUUACUGAAACAAAUACAAGCUAUUGUAUCUGUUGAUAAACCAUUUUAUGAAAAAUUAAUUUUAAUAAAUGAUUCUCAAAUCGAACUUGAGGAUCUUCUUAUGCAAUGGAUCAAAGACAUUAAAUUGCCUUAUGAAAGUUACGUCAAGUGCUUUAUUAGCAAUUUGAAUCAACGUCAAGAUAUUAUCUGUACAUUGUCAGUUCAACAAUUUUUAACUGAUACAAACAAAACUAGCAAAAGUGUCACGCUUGAAAGUUUGUGCUAUGCUCCUUUACAACAGAUAAAAACAUACAAAUCCCUUCUCAACAAAACCAACGCUAUCAAUCAAUCAACUUUAUUACAUCUUCAUCAAUCAUUAGAUACUCUCAUGAACAAAAUCUCAUUGUUACCAAAACUUGAUCUGGCUGCAUUACAUACUCACAUUGAUUGUACACAAGUAAUUGACUUUAUCAGCGGAAGCCCUAUCCAAAACUAUCAGUUACCUGCCCUCUCCAAGGCCUUACUUUGUGAUACAUUCAGCUGUACAGAAAUUGAAAAACGUGUACAACUUGUUUUGAGCGAUAACAAGCUCAUUUUUUGUACCAUCGAUGGCCAUAAAAAAUACAGCUUGUUGUACACUCCCAUUGCUAUAGAACACAUCUUAAUUCGAACCAUACAAAAUGAUCGUGAACUCAUAGGGGAGUAUGAAUUUCAGCUGUGGAUAAAUAAGCAAAGAAUAUUUACUAUCAAAGCAAACUCAAAAGAGACUCGCAACAUGUGGCUUGGUUUGGAUAUAAAUAGCAGCUUGACUAAAGACAAUUCAGCUUUAUCAAAUUGGAUGUCUCUUACCGAUACUGUUGCAAAAUAUGACAUCAACCCAGCCAGUAAACAACCCAAGACGAGUACCUCUCCAAAGCCAAUAAUUCAGACAGCCAAUAUCUUUACUUUCUAUACUGAUCAAUCUGGAGAAGUAUCACCUUUGGUUUCUUCAGACGAAGAAUCAGAAGAUGAAGAUAAUGCCAAAGAAAUUACAGAUGACAUUAAAUCUCAUAAGAAUCUACCAAUCUUGCCUUCUUCCCCUCUUUCUUCUUCAACCGAUAUGGAUAUUGAACAAAAAUCUUUACCACCUACUCCAGAAAUUACAACGAUACCUGCUACAUCAACAAGACCACCCAUUGUUUCUGGUACACAAUCUCUUCCAACUCGCAAGCACUCAUUAAGCAAUCCUCCUGUUCCUUCAUCUGGAACUACUUCUCCUAAUAGCCCGUUGCCAACAAUUCGCACUGUAUCAUCUCAUCAAUCCAUGUCCACUGCUCGACAGGAGGUGCCAAUGCCAUUAUCUAAAGAACGCCCAUCCUCACCUUCAAAGAAACCAUCAUUUAUGCGCUCUGUUAUCGGAGCGCUCUCCAAUCGUGCUUCAUUGCGCCCACAGAAGAGCAAUAGUAAACUCUUUGUAAACGAUGCAUCUGAUCCUCCUAUAAAAAGCAUUACUAAAAACUUGAGUGCAGUUUCACUUAGUCAACAAACAAAUCAAUCUGCAAAUCAUACCCGUCGUCAUUCAGCUUCUUCUAUGGCUGAGCCUCCUGCCUUGCCUCACCAUCAUACCUUACCUUUACCACACAGCCCAUUUGCCCAACGAGGAAAUAGUCAUUCUGCAUCAUCUUUCACUAGUGUAAAUACAUCAAGUCAAUCCAGCUUAGCCUCAACUCCUUCUCUAAGCAGAGCAUCCAGUCCUGGUGGAUCAAUGACUCCUGUGCGACACCAACCAUCUUCUUCCUCUUCUUCUGAAGAUUUAGGUUCACCACCUAAAAACCCCGAUAUGCUUACACAAACAAAUGCUAUUAAAAGCGUCUUGUACAGCAAUGAUCAGUGUCAAGUUUUUCAUUGGAAAGAUGAAUCAUGGUACGCUGUUGACGAAGAAUGUUUGUUGGAAGUCUGUCAAACUUUCAGCAAUCGAUCAUGUAUCACCAUCCAUAUGAAAAACUCAAGACAAUUGUACCUAAACGCCUGGGUUCUCCCGGAUACUUUUAUCAUUCGUACCACAGAGACUGAUCUGAGUUUGUCACUUCAUAUUGCGAAUGGCAACCAGACAUCGGAUUUAGAAAACUAUCUUUUCCAUUGCCCAUCUAAAGCCGAGGCUGACAGAUUGACGGCGCUAUUAGAGCAAAUGCAUCGAGAAUCUGUCAAGGUCAAUAACAUCAUGAUGAACUCAGCAAAUGACACAUUACAUGAUGCUCCACCAGUUAUGCUAGAAAAAACACAAUCUGUUACAGAAGAAGAGAUUGCAAAGUCAUUCAAGCUAGUCAUGCAAUGCAAAUGCAAGCUUUAUGUUCAAAAUGCAAGCUCAAAAUGGGGCAGCUUUGGUAGUGUUUAUAUGAAGGUUUCACAAAAUUACAACACAAAAAGAAUGCAUGUUGCAAUGGAGUCGCACAAAGGUGGAAAAACAACCCAACUUGUCAGUGCAAUGAUCCAAAGUCGAAAUGUAGAAAGAUUAGGCCCAAAGCGUAUUACUUUCCUGCUAGUGGAUGAAAUCGAGAAGACCAGUGUUGUCUAUAUGAUCCAAGUGCGUGAGGAAAACACAGGUGAUAAGAUUAUUGAAUAUACUAAAACCAAAAAUGCUGAAAAUGGCUGGUAA
Messenger RNA from Gilbertella persicaria, 2748 nucleotides. RefSeq lists its product as uncharacterized. The coding region runs from base 1 to 2748 and encodes 915 amino acids. Gene Ontology annotation, molecular function: guanyl-nucleotide exchange factor activity. The transcript has 8 exons. NCBI's taxonomy places the organism in Eukaryota, Fungi, Mucoromycota, Mucoromycetes, Mucorales, Choanephoraceae. The record is from RefSeq and is a predicted model, not a curated record.